GUCAUUGACAACGGGAUGUCAUUCUAUUUUAGUGAGUUUUGGAGCUAUUUCAAAUUUAUAACCUUAUAAAUUGCUUCGGGAAAAAAUGGCUGAAACUUCAGUAAAAAGAUUAAUCGCCGUGUUUUUCUUUUGGCUCUGUAAUGCGGUCUGAAGACCGAAAUCGACUUGCUAAGAGUAACGUUAACUUAACAGUCAAACAGUUCACUGAUGUUCACACGGCGAGUGCUAAAAGACAAUGAAUCAACCUCCAACAGUUAAGGAAAAAGGUUCGAGAACACUAAGGAACUUCGUAAAAGAAAAUAAAAAGUUAAGAUCUGGAAACAAGAGAAACGUCACUUCGUUUGUUGCAAACAAGGAUGUGAAAGUGUUGGCAGAGAGGAACCCAGCUGUGGCACCUGUGGGGGCUUGGGUUGAAAACGGACACGAGUGUCACCAACAUCCCGAGGUCCGCGCUUUGCUCACCGAGGAACUUUUGGAGGAAACACGACGAGAAAAAGAGGAGAGUCUGCGCAGAUUUCAGGAUGCAGUUCGCAUACGUGUAUCUCAACAGGCUCGUCUGCGCAAACGCCAGGAGCUGCUGAAAUCAUAUGAAAACGUUGAAUGUGAGAGCAGAAUACUGCAACAAAGCAGCAGAGUAACCCAGCACCUUACACCGCAGAAAAGUCUAAUUUCUUCUUUUGCUCAUGGGGAGCUGGCUGUUUGUAGUCCCAGCUCUCGCUGUGUCAGUGCUCGGGGGCUGGAGGCUGCUGAUUCUAGUCAACAUCAUGUCAGUAAAGUGAUGAAGGGGGUACGACACAGGCUAGCUGCUUGUCAGACAGUGCAAGAGACAGAUGAGCUAUCGCAGCUACCUGGUGGAAAAUGGAAAGCAUCUCGAACGAAAGAUACUUGGAGUGAUAAGGACGAAUGUGUAGAAGGUGCAAGGGAUGAAGAGAAAAGUGAGCAGGAUGUUGAAGCGGAGGAGGAGAUACCAUUGGUGGGGCAGCCUCUGAAUUUACACCAGCACAUAAGAAAGACUGUAACUUUUCAGAAUGAUAUGGUCUGCGAGAAGAUUCUGAAACAACAAGAUCUAAACGGUCCUUCUACAGACUUCAGUACUGACUAUAGAGCGUCCCAGGUCCUGUGGCCACAUGAAAAUCAGGAAGAGAUGCAGAAGCAGCAGAGGCAGUCUCACUUUCUCAUGUACCGCCGGCUCUUCAUGGAUAUUGAAAGAGAACGUGUGAAGGAACAGCAGAGAGACAGGAAGCAUCUGAAUAGAACGGCUAGGAUUAAGAGUGAAAAGGAGCAACUCAGGAAAGCUGAGGAGAUGAAGAUAGAGUUGCAGCGACGGCAGGAGGAAAAAAGAAAAGAAAUGGAAGAGAGGGAGUGCUUGAUAUUGGAGCGAUUGAGACUGGAUGAGGAUGAGGCAGCAGAGGAGGUGAAGAGAAGAGAAAUAAAGAAGAAAAGCAAAGAGACCAAAAGGUACAUUGAGGCCAUGCACGCUCGAAUGAAAGAGAAGUUGGAGAAAAAUAAAGUAGAUCUGCCACCUCUUUGUUGCUGUGGAGACACUUUCUGGGACACCCACCCUGAUACAUGCGCCAACAACUGUGUCUUCUACAACAAUCCAAAAGUGUAUUCCCAGGCUAUGCAGUCUGUCUUGCUAAACUGUGAUGUGAAAGAUGGAGGUCUCGGACAAUACAUUUCUACUUGGAAGACACAAUCCAUGUUUAAUCAAUAGUGGCCCAUGUCUACUGUAUAUUCUUCUGUAGUUACAUGUCAAUAACUUACAGUGUUUAUGUUGUAAUAUUUUAUGAUUGUAAUUUAUGUUUAUGAUUUUACCUUGGUUCUAAAUGAAACAAAAUACCUCAAUGUGAAGAGCAUUUUAAUGUUUAUGAAAUAAAGAUUUGAUUUGAUUUACAGCA
Molecule: messenger RNA, 1898 nt
Organism: Triplophysa dalaica
Lineage: Eukaryota; Metazoa; Chordata; Actinopteri; Cypriniformes; Nemacheilidae
Gene: ccdc15
Product: coiled-coil domain containing 15
Exons: 10
Coding region: 236-1714 (492 amino acids)
Cellular component (GO): centrosome
Source: RefSeq, a predicted model, not a curated record